GACACACACCAUAGAGACUUGGCGGGCCGCGAUCCCAGCCCGCCUCAAAGGAGACCAUAGAGAUUUGGCGGACCGCGAUCCCAGCCCGUCGGCCGGAAGUGCCCGGUGCGAGCAGGCCCCGCUCUUUCCCGUCAGGCCCCGCGGCUUCCGGCGAGGCGGGAUGGAGCUGCCGGAGGGUAUCGGGACCCCCCCACCCCCUCCCGGGACCCCCCCCCGUUCCCCCUCAGGGUCCCCCCCGCCCCCCCCGCUCUGCCGGGAGCUGUGGGGUUCCCGUGAAGCCGCUCGUUACCAAGGGGACCCCCGGGGGGGGCUCCAGCGCCUCAUCCCCCCCGGUGUCUGCCCGCCCUCCGGCCUGCGCCGCGCUGCCGCUCGGGUGCUGCUGCCCCAGGGGUACCCCGAGAGCGUCAGCCCCGAUUACCUGCAGUACCAGUGCUGGGACGCCCUGCAGGCGCUGUGCAGCACGCUGGCGGGGGCUCUGGCCACCCGGGCCGUGCUCCAGGCCGUGGGGGUGGGUGACAGCGCCGCCACCGUCACCGGGGCCACCGUCACCUGGGUGCUGCGCGACGGGGUGGGGAUAGUGACCCGCAUCAUCUUCGCCUGGAUCCAGGG
Molecule: messenger RNA, 609 nt
Organism: Grus americana (Whooping crane)
Lineage: Eukaryota; Metazoa; Chordata; Aves; Gruiformes; Gruidae
Product: RUS family member 1-like
Exons: 4
Source: RefSeq, a predicted model, not a curated record